Messenger RNA from Sparassis crispa, 1308 nucleotides. RefSeq lists its product as hypothetical. The transcript has a single exon. NCBI's taxonomy places the organism in Eukaryota, Fungi, Basidiomycota, Agaricomycetes, Polyporales, Sparassidaceae. Bases 1 to 1308 code for a protein of 435 amino acids. The record is from RefSeq and is a predicted model, not a curated record.
AUGAGCGCUGCAUCUGCCCCAUUCUUCGAACGCACGAACACCUGUCGCACCGAUACGCUACGCCCCAACAUUCAGACCAGCCCGACCUUCAAGCCGUCUCUACCCAUUACGAUUCCCCGUCGCAAAAGCGUCCGUCCACCUCCACGGUCCCCCAUCCGUCACCAGGCCUCGCCUGACUUCGUCUUCAACUUCGACUUCUCUGUUUCACCUUGUUCUUUGCAUGGACGCCAGCAGAUGGUGAUGAACUAUGCCACGCAGCCCUUAUUGCAGCAACGUGGGCACGCGAGUGUUCUGAUUCCACAUGGUCGCCAAAAUUAUGCACGCUGCUCUGUCGACAUAGACGCAGAUCUCGGACUCGAAAAGCGCCCAUACUCUAAUGAGCCGUUCUUGUACUCCGUCCCCAAAAUUUUUCUGUGCCACCAUGGGGCACAUAUGCGCACUCAGUCACCCCCUCAGCCUUGCAGUACUAGCACAGCGCGACAGUCUGACGAUCGCCAGAAAGUCGGCGGUCGUCAAGUUGCUCAUCCGGUUGGGGAGACACAUGUUCCCGCAAAUCCCUUGGUGUCUCCCAUUUCAUCAUCCUUGUCUUCGUCUAUGAAACAGUCUUUGUCUUUGUCUCGUGGUCAAGACAACCUAGUCGCUUGCGGGUUUGCAGAUGGGAAAUCCUAUGGCGAAGUGUCUGACGACGGAAGGCUCAUAUCGGCCUUCCAGCGCAGGGUCGCAUCCGAUUCGACCUCGGCGUCCGACGCGCCGUCAGUGUCAACCCCAUUUGCAUCGCCUGCUUCUUCUCCACCGUCUCCUGUGUCCCCGGCUGUACUGGCCCCUCCCUCUCCCGUCUCUCCACCACCUCGACAUUCGCGAUGGCGUCCCACUGUUCCCACGACGUUCCGUAGGUCCCAGAUGCGCGCACCUAUAGCGCGCACCGCUGCUGCGCCGGUUGUAUCGUUCAAGGUUGCCCAGGCUGAACGCUGCCUGCGGUUGAAAAGUGCGUUUUCUCCGCCCUACGGCGAAGCCGAGAGACGAAGCAGGUCGCCCUUCCCAGGUCUAGGUCUGCGCUCUCGGAGGGGAUCUAGUGUAGCUUCCGAGAGAGGAAUUCGUACUGUCGUCGGCAUCGGAAGAAAUUUGAACGUCACGGACGAUGAGAGGGAGCGACGUGUCUCCGUUGUGCUGAGCAAUGAAGAUCUGGAGCGGUCACUCGAGAAAAUUCUUGAACAGGAGGUAAGUGCUGACGAGAAGGAUUGGGAGAUUGAGAGAGGUCGGACCAGAGGACGAACAUUGACGAGAGGGAAAGUCGCCUUGCGUGAUUGA